AUGACAUCCAAUUUAACUCACUCAGCAUUUCAAGCUAGACAACAAAAAUUAAUUAAAAUAGCACUUAGCAGUGAUCCUGUUCAGCCAUAUCCAAAACCUGUUGUUACCUUCGUUGAAAAUGUAUCAUCUACAAAUGUUAACGUUGGAGAAUUACACGUAACUGAUAUAACUGUCAAUGAAUUGUCACCAGUCAAUUCACAUAUUAGUGUUAUAUCACAACCACAGAUGAUUGUGGAUGAAUUACCUUCAGCUACCCCAACAAUUAAACUAACUAGUGAUCGUUCAAUCUCUACUCCAUCAUCUAUAUUGAAGAACCGAUCAGAAAAUGUAUCAUCUAAACUAGCAGCACCUUUGAAAUCUACUGGUGAUAUUUCACCAUUGGUUCCACUUGUGGGCACAGCAAUAUUACUUGUUAUAAUUGGAGCAUCAGCCGUAUUUUUGCCACCUUUUCUUUUAGCACUUCAAACACAUCGAGAUUAUUCUUGUUAUCCUGGAUGUUGGAAUGGUGGUAGUUGUUCAGCCCAAAAUGUCUGCACUUGUUUAACAGGCUAUGAAGGAGAUCGUUGUCAAACAACUAUUUGCAAUCAAAGUUGUAAUCAUGGUGUGUGUGCACAACCAUAUGCAUGUACUUGUCAAGCUGGUUGGAAUGGAACUUUUUGUGAUCAACCUAUUUGCAUACCAGCAUGUGUUAAUGGUAAUUGUACUUUACCCAAUUACUGCAGCUGUGAUGUUAAAUAUACUGGUUAUUUAUGUUUAACACCUGUUUGUUCACCUUCGUGUGUACACGGAUUUUGUACAUCACCAAACAAUUGCAUAUGUAAUGUUGGUUGGAAUGGAACAAUUUGUGAUGAACCAAUAUGUUCACCAUCAUGUAUUAAUGGAAAUUGCACAUAUCCAGAUGUUUGCAAUUGUAGUACGGGUUGGGAAGAUAGUAUAUGUAGUACUCCUAUUUGCUCACCUAAUUGUAUGCAUGAUUCAAAUUGUACUGCUCCUGAUACAUGUGUUUGUUCAGCAGGUUACAAUGGUAGUUAUUGUCAAUAUCCGCCAGAUAAUUGUACUUGUGCUACUGGAUGGACAGGUCAAACUUGCGAAAUAGCUAUUUGUUCAAUGCCUUGUUUAAACGGUGGUACUUGUAUUUCACCAGAUAAUUGUUCUUGUGAUAUUAUUAAUUGGGAUGGAUUACAAUGUGAAACACCUGUAUGUAGUCGUAAUUGUACAAAUGGUGGCACGUGUGGACCGACACCACAUACUUGUAAUUGUACAGUUAAUUGGACAGAUUCAGUCUGUAGUACUCCCCCAAACAAUUGUACAUGUCAAUUUGGUUAUAAUGGAAGCGUCUGUGAAUAUCCUAUUUGUGAGGAAGGCUGCAGUAAUGGAGGUAUAUGUGUAGCACCAAAUGAAUGCAAUUGCACAAGUUCAUGGUCAGGACUUUUAUGUCUUAUACCAAGAUGUAAUCCAUAUUGUCAAAAUGGAGGAAUUUGCCUUGCUCCGAGCACUUGUCUUUGUGAUAAUACAGCUUGGAAUGGAUCUUAUUGUCAAGUUCCAAUAUGCUCAACAUCGUGCCAGAAUGGUGGCACAUGCAUAGGUCCUAAUAUUUGUCAAUGUACUACAGGUUAUACUGGUGAUCUUUGCCAAGACCCUGUGUGUAUACCGAUAAACUUUCAUGAUGAACUUGAUUAUCAAGGACCAAAUGCAACGUGUCAACAUGGCGGAACAUGCAUAUCACCAAAUAACUGUUCAUGUACUUCAUUGUGGAGUGGUACGUAUUGUGAAGCACCUGUUUGUAGUCUACCCUGCAUCAAUGGAGGUAAUUGUACAUCGCCUGGUGUUUGUACAUGUAAUAUUACUGAAUGGAAGGGUACUCAAUGUGAGAUACCUAUUUGUGAUCCAGCGUGCUCCAAUGACGGUAAUUGUUCAUCGCCUGGUGUAUGUACAUGUAAUAUUACCCAAUGGAAUGGUACUCGAUGCGAAACACCAGUCUGUGAUCCUUCCUGUGAGAACGAUGGAAACUGUACAGCGCCUGGUGUAUGUACAUGUUCGCCCGAAUGGACUGGUUCAGAUUGCAGCACCAGUAUGUAUUGUAAUUACAUGAUAGAAUUUAGGGCUUUUUUUUAGAUAUUGACGAAAUGAAAUUAACUAGACACUGCGGAUGUCACUUUAACGUUAUUUUGCUUCAAAAAGUAAUUUAAAGUAAAGUACAGUUAGGUUACUUUACUUUGUAAAGUAAAGAUAAAGUGGCACUCGUUCAAAACAAUGCCUGUCUCCAUUUUUUAUCAUCUAAUAAUAAGUUAAAGCAGUCACUUAUGCCUUUAAUUGAUAUAAUAGUUAAAGAAAGUUUGAAUAUUAUUUUUAUAUCAUGAAAUAACCGAGAUAUUUUUUGUUACUCCAAUAGCUAAUUGUCAUCUAUGCGGGGGAUCGCCAUAUAAUACAACAUGUUACGAUUGUAUUUGGACAAAUAAUUACUGUAGUAUUGAAUGUGUUUGCGAUUAUAAUUCUGCUAACUACACAACAUCGAUUGAUUUACA
Messenger RNA from Rotaria sp. Silwood2, 2525 nucleotides. The record is from the annotation of a GenBank genome assembly. Lineage: Eukaryota; Metazoa; Rotifera; Eurotatoria; Philodinida; Philodinidae.